AUGUUGGCAGGCCUUCAGUCUUCACUAGCAGAUAAACUUAAAAAGGGAAAUGAUUCCCAUCCAAGCAGACAGAGCAUAUGGAGUUGGAUGAAGUGGUUCCAGCCUGAGGAGACUUUUGGCCUUGUCAACGAUCAGACAAGCGAUAUGGAAAAGACGCUUGUUGAUCUUGUACGCGAUACUAAGCGAUUUGCUUUUGAACAUAGCGGGAUUAUUGAAGAGGCUCCGUUGCAAGUGUAUUGUUCGGCGCUCCUAUUCAGUCCUGAGCAAAGCAUUAUCCGUCAAAUAUACAAUAGCCAACUUCCGAAUUGGAUCAUCCCUUCUUUUCAAAGGCGCCCCACGUGGGCCCCUUACACACAGAUUCUGUGGCAUCCACGACCUCCCAACGCAUUUGUAUUCUCGACAGAUGGCAAAUAUCUGGCUUCGGGGUGUGAAGAUGGGACUGUUUGGAUAUGGGAUGUCGUGACGGGCGCAAAUCAACGUAUCCUUGAGGGUCAUUCCUUUCAGGUUUUAUCGGUUGACAUUUCUCCCCAAUGCCAGCUUAUAGCCUGUGGAUUGUGGGAUUGCAAAAUACGACUGCAUAAUUCUACGACUGGUGCAGUUCAAGGCAUUCUGAGACAGGACAGAGAAGUUAGCCAGGUUGUAUUUUCACCAGAUGGCACUUCACUCGCGUCAGUUUCUGCUGGUGAUGGCGAAGAAGAUGGUGAUAUGCGGAUGUGGAAUAUCGCCAGUAUUGACUGGAAAUGGGGCAAAGAUCUUCAUUCUAUAUGGGGCGGUGCCGUCUCCUUCUUGCCUGAUGGUAAGCACGUUGCUUAUAGCGACGAUGAGAUAACUGGCCUUUUAGACGCCCAUACAGGACAGUCUGCUGGCAUUCCGGCUCACUACGCAGGAAGAAUCUGUUCAUCUAAAUUAUUAUCCAGCGCCCAAAUGAUGCCGCAUCUGGCUAUCAAACGCAUACCGUAA
Molecule: messenger RNA, 960 nt
Organism: Trichoderma gamsii
Lineage: Eukaryota; Fungi; Ascomycota; Sordariomycetes; Hypocreales; Hypocreaceae
Exons: 2
Coding region: 1-960 (319 amino acids)
Molecular function (GO): protein binding
Source: RefSeq, a predicted model, not a curated record